Molecule: messenger RNA, 291 nt
Organism: Opisthorchis viverrini
Lineage: Eukaryota; Metazoa; Platyhelminthes; Trematoda; Opisthorchiida; Opisthorchiidae
Exons: 2
Coding region: 1-291 (96 amino acids)
Source: RefSeq, a predicted model, not a curated record
AUGCUAUAUAAGCGCACGCAGGCAAGGAAGAAGUACCCACUCAACUGCGCACUGAUGAUGUCUCCUCGUAUGGUGACGAAACGUUUGCAAGCCAAUUGCCAAGCUCGGCGAACAGAUCAACAGCCACCUGAUCAACAACCAAUAAAUAUGGGCCUAGCAUACAUUACAUCCGUUUCAAUCUCUCGUGAAAAACAAAUUGAUUUGCAAAUGAGUGUAUUUCUUGAAAACAGUCCAAUUUGGGUUCAAGUAGAACAUAAGGUUGAUGGGAACUCGGGGACUGCGCCUACCUGA